This is a messenger RNA of Coffea eugenioides, 4850 nucleotides long. RefSeq names its product MAP3K epsilon protein kinase 1-like. Lineage: Eukaryota; Viridiplantae; Streptophyta; Magnoliopsida; Gentianales; Rubiaceae. The transcript has 24 exons. Gene Ontology annotation, biological process: protein phosphorylation. The record is from RefSeq and is a predicted model, not a curated record. Gene Ontology annotation, molecular function: ATP binding; protein serine/threonine kinase activity; protein binding. Gene Ontology annotation, cellular component: cytoplasm. The coding region runs from base 292 to 4548 and encodes 1418 amino acids.
UCCAUGGUUUCCCCGAUUCGGGAAAAUUAUGCAUUUUCCUUUUCACCCCUCUCAUUGGCUGGCGUCUGAUUCAUAUCCAUAGUUUCUCCAUGAGAAAGGGACCUUUUUGCUUUCCCUUUUGCUCCAAUUGUCACUAAGAUUUGGUUCCCCAAAACCCCACAAUUGCAUUAGGGUCUAGGUUUUCUGGGUUUUUUUUUCUCCAUUCCAGCGGUUGUCUUCAUUUCAUGCUGCUGGAGAAAUGAAGACAUCCUAGAUUUCUGUGGUGAUUGAUCAACAAGCAAAGCUGUGAAGAUGUCUAGGCAAUCAACAACUCCUGCUUUUCACAAGUCCAAGACACUUGACAACAAAUAUAUGCUCGGCGAUGAGAUUGGAAAAGGAGCAUAUGGGCGAGUAUACAAAGGCUUGGACUUGGAGAAUGGAGACUUUGUUGCUAUUAAGCAAGUCUCUCUGGAGAAUAUUGCUCAAGAAGACCUGAAUAUUAUCAUGCAAGAGAUUGAUUUGCUUAAGAACUUGAAUCACAAAAAUAUUGUAAAGUACUUGGGAUCUUUGAAGACAAAGACUCAUCUCCAUAUUAUUCUUGAAUAUGUGGAGAAUGGUUCACUUGCCAACAUAAUCAAGCCCAAUAAAUUUGGACCCUUUCCAGAGUCUUUGGUUGCUGUUUACAUAUCUCAGGUUUUGGAAGGAUUAGUGUAUCUACAUGAACAGGGUGUAAUUCAUCGGGACAUCAAGGGUGCAAAUAUAUUGACAACCAAAGAGGGUCUUGUCAAACUUGCAGACUUUGGAGUUGCAACAAAACUAACAGAGGCUGAUGUUAAUACACAUUCAGUUGUUGGGACUCCAUACUGGAUGGCUCCUGAGGUCAUUGAAAUGUCUGGAGUUUGUGCUGCAUCAGACAUUUGGAGUGUUGGAUGCACUGUUAUUGAGCUUCUCACAUGUGUACCCCCAUAUUAUGAUCUCCAGCCGAUGCCUGCUCUCUUUCGAAUUGUGCAGGAUGACCAUCCUCCUAUACCAGAUAGCUUAUCUCCUGCUAUUACAGAUUUUCUGCAGCAAUGCUUUAAGAAGGAUGCUAGACAAAGGCCUGAUGCCAAGACAUUACUUUCACACCCUUGGAUACAAAAUUCAAGGCGUGCUUUACAAUCAUCGCUUCGUCAUAGUGGAACAAUAAGAAAUAUAGAGGAAGAUGAUUCAGAUAAUGAGGAAAUAUCAAAUGGAGAUGAUCAGAGCAAUGUUGAAGACGUUUCAGCUGAGAAAGGGUCUAGAAAGGAGUUGCUAUCAUCAGAAGCUGCUGAGGUUUGUACAUCAUCAGACAAAGAUGGAUCUGGUGGUAAUCUUUUUGAGGACAGAGCAGAUAGUGCUGAAGAUGAAGCUGUAUCAGAUCAAGUCCCUACCUUGGCUAUCCAUGAAAAGAAGUCCAUUGGGAGCCACUCAAGUAGACAUGCUGCAGGUGAUGAGACUGCUCCUAAUUUGAGUGAGCAUCAGCCAUCCUAUCCGGCUGUGCAGGACAAAGUGCUCAUGAAUGGUGAGCGGGAAUCUUCUGAAUUAAAAACAAAAGGUGUAGUGUCUGAAAAGCUUGAGGAUAUCGAAAAUAGUGUAAAUGGCAGGCAUGAUUCAUUUGCAUUUGGAGUAAAGAGCCAGGAUUCUAAUUCACGCAAGGCUGUCAAGGCUUCAGUAAUCUCCAGUCAAAAUGAGCUGAGUAGAUUUAGUGACACUCCUGGAGACGCCUCCUUGGAUGAUUUGUUUCAUCCACUUGAAAGGAAUCUUGGGGAUCGUUCGGCUGAAGCCUCAACAUCUGCAUCUUCAUCAAAUGUAAAUCAAACUAAUGUUGACUCUGGCAAGAAUGAUCUAGCAACAAAAUUACGAGCUACCAUUGCGCAAAAAAUGGAGAAUGAAACUGGGCAGGCAAAUGGUGGUGAUCUGCUUCGUCUGAUGAUGGGUGUUCUCAAAGACGAUCCUAUUGACAUGGAUGGUUUGGGUUUUGAUGAUAAGUUGCCAGCAGAAAAUCUUUUUCACCUUCAGGCUGUAGAGUUCAGCAGGUUAGUGUUGUCAUUGAGGCCAGAGGAACCAGAAGAUGAUGUUGUAGCUGCUUGUCAGAAGUUGACUGCUUUCUUUCACCAAAGGCCUGAGCAGAAAAUUGUCUUUGUAACUCAGCAUGGUUUACUUCCUCUGAUAGAGUUACUUGAAGUUCCAAGAACUCGCGUAAUAUGUUCCGUGCUGCAACUUCUAAACCAGAUAAUCAAAGAUAACAGUGACUUUCAGGAGAAUGCUUGUCUUGUGGGUCUUAUCCCUGUUGUAAUGAGCUUUGCUGUUCCUGAUCGUCCUCGGGAAGUUCAUAUGGAAGCAGCUUAUUUUCUGCAGCAACUGUGCCAGUCCAGCUCCUUGACAUUGCAAAUGUUUAUUGCUUGCCGUGGGAUUCCAAUUCUUGUGGGCUUUCUGGAGGCGGAUUAUGCAAAAUAUAGGGAAAUGGUUCAUCUAGCUAUUGAUGGCAUGUGGCAGGUAUUCAAGCUUCAACGCUCAACCCCUCGAAAUGAUUUCUGUCGCAUAGCUGCCAGAAAUGGUAUAUUACUUAGGCUGAUCAACACUCUUUAUAGUUUAAAUGAGGCUACUCGUCUAGCUUCUAUAGCUAGUGGUGGUGGAUUCCCACCAGAUGGUUUGGCUCCACGGCCACGUUCUGGUUCGUUGGAUCCUUCCUUGUUGCAGAGUGAGGUAUCACAUUAUGGGGUUGAUCAACCUGAUCACUUUAAACUUAAGCAUGGAACAUUAGAUCAUAUUUUGCCGGCUGGAACACAGGAAACAGCACGGGCUUCAGUUUCACAAUCACCGGAUGCCAGAUUCUUUACUCUUGAUACUGACAGACCGCAGUCAAGCAACACUACACUGGAAGCUUCAGGCAGUUCAAAAUUGUCUGAUUCAACACCUUUGGACAAAGUAGUCAGUGUGGCAGCAAAAGAAUUUCCUGUUGCUAGUUCGAGAGAAAAAGAGAGUACAGAUCGAUGGAAAAAUGAUCCUUCCUGUAUUGAAUUUGAUCCAAGGCAGCCGAGAGGUGCUGGUAUGGCAAAUAGAACAUCCACGGAUCGGCCAGCAAAAAUGACUGAGGGUGCACCAAAUGGAAUUUUUUCAGCAACUGCUACCCAGCAAGAGAAUGUUCGGCCACUUCUAAGUUUACUGGACAAGGAGCCACCAUCACGUCAUUUUUCUGGUCAGCUUGAGUACGUACGGCAUCUGACUGGGCUGGAGAAACAUGAAAGCAUACUACCUCUUCUACAUGCAUCCAAUGAAAAAAAAUCAAACGGGUUAGAGUUUUUGAUGGCUGAAUUUGCAGGUACAGAGGUUCCUGUGCGUGAAAGGGAUAACAGUAACUUGGAUUCAUUACCCAGAAAUUCAUACAAAUCAGCAAACAAGAAGGUUGGACAACCAGCAACUAUUGAUGGAAUGGCUUCUACGUCAGGACUUGCAUCUCAGACUGCAUCUGGGGUUCUGUCUGGCUCUGGGGUUCUAAAUGCUAGACCAGGGAGUGCUACAUCAUCAGGGUUGCUUUGUCAUAUGGUAUCACCUUGGAAUGCUGAUGUUGCCAGGGAAUAUCUGGAAAAAGUGGCAGAUCUUCUUCUUGAGUUUGCUCGGGCAGACACAACUGUGAAAUCCCAUAUGUGCAGCCAGAGUUUGCUUAGUCGUCUCUUCCAGAUGUUCAAUAAAAUAGAGCCCCCUAUUCUUGUGAAGUUAUUGAAGUGCAUCAAUCAGCUAUCAAUGGAUCCACACUGCUUAGAACAACUUCAGCGAGCAGAUGCAAUCAAAUAUUUGAUUCCAAAUCUUGAUCUCAAAGAGGGUCCUCUUGUUUCUCAAAUACAUCACGAGGUCCUCCAUGCACUCUUCAAUCUCUGUAAGAUCAAUAAGAGGAGACAGGAACAGGCAGCAGAAAAUGGGAUCAUUCCACAUUUGAUGCAAUUUAUCAUGUCUGAUUCACCACUAAAACAAUAUGCCUUGCCUCUGCUUUGCGAUAUGGCCCAUGCUUCACGUAAUUCAAGAGAACAGUUACGGGCUCAUGGUGGGUUGGAUGUGUACUUGAGCCUGCUAGAAGAUGAGCUCUGGUCUGUCACGGCAUUGGAUUCUAUUGCUGUUUGCUUGGCUCAUGAUAAUGACAGCAAGAAGGUCGAACAAGCUUUACUAAAAAAGGAUGCUGUGCAGAAACUGGUCAAGUUUUUCGAGAACUGUCCUGAACAGCAUUUUCUGCAUAUACUGGAGCCUUUCUUGAAAAUUAUAACGAAAUCUUCCCGAAUAAAUACAACUCUUGCUGUUAAUGGCUUGACGCCGCUGCUGAUUUUAAGGCUACACCACCAGGAUGCUAUAGCCCGGUUGAAUCUGCUGAAGCUAAUAAAGGCUGUAUAUGAGCACCACCCUAGACCAAAGCAACUGAUUGUGGAGAAUGAUCUUCCAUCCAAGCUUCAGAAUUUAAUCGAGGAACGUAGAGAUGGGCAAAGUUCUGGAGGACAAGUUUUAGUGAAACAGAUGGCUACUUCUCUGCUUAAAGCACUUCAUAUCAAUACUGUUUUGUAAUUUCAAGUGUUUGACUACUGUCUUAAUGCUGUGCAUUGUAUAGCGUGCAGGGUGUAAUUAAUUCCAGUAUAUGCCCCAAAUUUUUAAUCAUUGUUUUUUGGCUUAUUUAUUUUACAAAAUUCUCAUGUUGAGCUUCUUAAAACACAAGUCCUAGGUAUCCUUUUUCGUUUUUCUAUUUUAAAUAUCUUUAAAUAGCUGUUUCAGAAUGGUGCUUAUUAGCCACCAUCUCUCUCUUGUAGAAAGCUUUUGAUUUAGUGUAUGGGCAUCUUUGAGUAAAUGUAAGUUAAUCUCUUUCCUUGGCU